This is a messenger RNA of Striga asiatica, 636 nucleotides long. The record is from the annotation of a GenBank genome assembly. Lineage: Eukaryota; Viridiplantae; Streptophyta; Magnoliopsida; Lamiales; Orobanchaceae.
AUGGCGGUGAUCUUUGUGGACCACUCCUCUUAUCGUCAGAAGAUGACGACGACAACCAUAGAGUCCAGCCCCUGGCACCCCAAUGACUUUGCAAUACCCUACCAGACCUACUUCCACCAGUCCAGCGACGCCCAGGUGCGGGAGUGGCAGGGGAGGAUGCGCAGGCAGAGGAGGCGCUCCCUCUUCUGCUUUGUGGGAGCCCCGCGCCCCAAUAUGGAGGACUCCGUCCGGGGGGAGAUCAUGGCCCAGUGUGGGGAAACCAACAAAAGGAGGUCCACCUUUGACUCUAUACUCGCAGGUUGCAUCCCCGUCUUCUUCUCUCCUGCCUCCGCAUACAUGCAGUACUUGUGGCACCUGCCCAUGGAUUUUGGGGCCUACUCUGUGCUCAUACCGGAGGGGGACGUCAAGACCCACAAGGUUAGCAUCGGUAGCGUGUUGUCCCGCAUACCGGCCUCGAGGGUGGCGGUCAGGAGGGAGAAGGUGAUAAAGCUGAUACCAAACGUGAUCUAUACAGACCACAGGUCGAGGCUGGAGAAAACCCAGGAUACCUUUGAUUUGGUGAUAAGAGGAGUGGUACACAAAGUUGAUGCAUUGAGGAGGGAGAUGAAGGAGUGGUCCAUAGAGUUGAUACGUUGA